AUGGCAGAGAAGUUUGAGUCACUCAUGAACAUCCACGGCUUUGACCUGGGUUCCCGCUACAUGGACUUGAAGCCCCUGGGCUACGGGGGGAACGGCCUGGUGUUCUCGGCUGUCGACACCGACUGUGACAAGUGUGUAGCUGUGAAGAAAAUCAUCUUGACCGAUCCCCAGAGUGUGAAGCACGCCCUGCGGGAGAUCAAGAUCAUCCGGCGGCUUGACCACGACAACAUAGUCAAGGUGUUUGAGACGCUGGGCCCCAGCGGCCGCAUGCUGACGGAGGAUGUGGUGUCCCUGACGGAGGUCAACUCCGUCUACAUCGUGCAGGAGUACAUGGAGACUGACCUGUGUCAGCUGCUGGACCGGGGCCUUCUGUCCGAGGGCCAUGCCCGGCUCUUCAUGUACCAGCUCCUGAGGGGCCUGAAGUACAUCCACUCUGCCAACGUGCUGCACCGCGACCUCAAGCCCGCCAACCUGUUUGUGAACACAGAGGACCUGGUACUGAAGAUCGGGGACUUUGGGCUGGCCCGCAUCAUGGACCCCCACUACUCUCACAAGGGUCACCUCUCUGAGGGUCUUGUCACAAAGUGGUACAGAUCUCCUCGCCUGCUGCUCUCUCCUAACAACUACACCAAAGCCAUCGACAUGUGGGCAGCUGGCUGCAUCUUUGCCGAGAUGCUCACGGGGAAAACCCUGUUUGCAGGAGCACAUGAGUUGGAGCAGAUGCAGCUGAUCCUGGAGUCCAUCCCUGUGCUGCGAGAUGAAGACCGCCAGGAGCUCCACAGCGUCAUCCCCGUCUUCAUCCGGAACGACAUGUCCAAGCCUCACACGCCGCUGGACAAGCUGCUGCCGGACGUCAGUCCGCAAGCCCUGGACUUUCUGGCCAAGAUCCUCACCUUUAACCCCAUGGAUCGUCUGACCGCGGAGGAAGCCCUGGCUCACCCCUAUAUGGCCGACUACUCCUUCCCCCUGGACGAGCCCGUCUCCCUGCACCCCUUCCACAUCGAGGACGAAGUGGACGACAUCCUGCUCAUGGACCAGAGCCAGAGCCACACCUGGGACCGGUACCAGGAGAGCCAGUUCUCGGAGGCUGAUUGGCACCUGCAGAGCACCCAUGACCCAGAUGAAGUCCAGGUGGACCCGAGAGCGCUCUCUGAUGUCACGGACGAGGAGGUGGUCCAGGUGGAUCCGCGUAAAUACGCAGACGUGGAUCGAGAGAAGUUCCUGGACGAGCCGUCCUUCGACUACUCAUCACUGUGCCCGUCGGAGCGCUCCUGGCAGGACGAGCACCACGAGAACAAGUACUGCGACCUGCAGUGCAGCCACACCUGCAACUACAAGGCCGUGUCGCCCUCCUACCUGGACAGCCUCAUCUGGAGGGACAGCGAGGUCAACCACUACUACGAGCCCAAACUCAUCAUCGACCUCUCCAACUGGAAGGAGCAGCACAACAAGGAGAAGGCCGACCGCAAGGCCAAGAGCAAGUGCGAGAAGAACGGGCUGGUGAAGGCGCGCAUGGCUCUGCAGGAGGCGGAGAAGAGCCCCGCCCAGAAGGACGCCGCGCAGGAGAAGCACCGGGCCGAGCGGCCCCCGCAGAGCCAGGGCUUCGACUUCGACUCCUUCAUCGCCAGCACCAUCAAGCUGAGCCUGCAGCCGGAGCCCUGCGCGGAGGUGGCCCUGCUCAGCGACGUGGGCCUGCUCAACGAGCUCAACGUGUCCGUGUCCCAGCUGGAGGCGCCCCGCGCCGGCCCCAUGUCCAAGACCAUCAGCCAGGAGAAGGAGGAGAAGUGCCUGGUGAACCUGGCCCAGCUGGGCACGGGGCCGCUGGGCGUGGUGGCCGGCGAGUGCGUCUGCCCCUGGGAGAGCUUCGGCCCGGCGGAGCUGGGCGGGGGGGAGACGGGCCGCCUGAUAGACGAGGCCCGCUGGGACGUGGGCAAAGAGGAGCCCUUCCAGAACGAGAGCAGCUACACCAGCUACCUGGACCACCUGUUCAGCCGCCGGGAGGAGGAGACGGGCCCCGAGGCCGAGCCCCCCGUGGUCAGAGAGCUGGACGACGGCUUCCUGGACGGUCACACGGAGAUCGUGCUCAACAUGCAGCUGGACUCUCUGGCCCUGCCCGGCUUCGACAGCCCCGACGAACUGCCUCUGAAAUCCAUCCAGGCAUCCUUCAGCCCCUGUGCGGUCAAAUGCUCGCCCCAAAUCGCCCACAAAACAUACAGCAGCAUCUUCAAGCAUCUUAAUUAA
Messenger RNA from Menidia menidia (Atlantic silverside), 2241 nucleotides. The record is from the annotation of a GenBank genome assembly. Lineage: Eukaryota; Metazoa; Chordata; Actinopteri; Atheriniformes; Atherinopsidae.